GCGGCUGCAUGGUGGACCCAUGCCAGUACUCCAGUAGCUGUACUGACCUGACGACCCUGUACCAGUGUGACUGUGUCAAUGGAUCGGGAGGAGCUCACUGCGAGACGGAUGUCGUCGAUAGCUGUGCUAACAACAGCUGUGUACACGGUACCUGCGUGGAUCAGCUGGAGUCGUACAAUUGUACAUGUGCUGAAGGAUACAACGGUAGACACUGUGACACAGAUAUCGACGACUGUGCAACGAACCCAUGUGUCAACGGUACCUGUGUCGACCACGUCAACAACUACACCUGUGACUGUGCACCUGGGUACACAGACUGGAACUGCAGCACAGAUAUUGACGACUGUGCAACGAAACCAUGUGUCAACGGUACCUGUGUCGACCACGUCAACAACUACACCUGUGACUGUGACCCUGGGUACACAGACCGGAACUGCAGCACAGAUAUCGACGAGUGCGCAACGAGCCCAUGUGUACACGGCAGCUGUGUCGAUCACGUCAACAACUACACCUGUGACUGUGACUCUGGGUACACAGACCAGAACUGCAGCACAGAUAUCGAAGACUGUGCACCAAACCCAUGUGUCAACGGUACCUGUGUCGACCACGUCAACAACUACACCUGUCACUGUGACCCUGGGUAUACAGGCCGGAAUUGCAGCUCAGACAUCGACGAGUGUGCAACGAAGCCAUGUGUCAACGGUACCUGUGUCGACCACGUCAACAACUACACCUGUGACUGUAAACCUGGGUACACAGACCGGAACUGCAGCACAGAUAUCGACGACUGCGCAAAGAGUCCAUGUGUCAACGGUGCCUGUGUCGACCACGUGAACAACUACACCUGUGACUGUGUACCUGGAUACACAGACCGGAACUGCAGCACAGAUAUUGACGACUGCGCCAGUAGCCCAUGUGUCAACAAUGGCACCUGUGUUGACAUGCCCAAUGGGUACAGAUGUACUUGUCCUGGUGGCAUCAAUGGCACAGAUUGCGAAAUAGGCGGUGAUCCUUGUGUGAGGAAUCCCUGCCAGAACAACGGGACUUGUAUUGCUAGAGGCAGUGGUUUCAACUGUUCCUGCCAGGAUGGGUAUGAGGGAGACAUCUGCCAGACAGAUAACUUUAUCCGACCAACCACUAUCAACACUGCCCUUCCGACCAACAUUAAAGCAUUUCAUAAAAAGGCAGAAAAUGGUCCUAAUGGGGAAACUCAAUUCGUAAGAGGCACUGUCUCAGCCUGGCCAUACAAGUCCGAGGAUAUGGAGUUCCUGGAAGACUGUGUUAUCACGUGCAAGCAGGAUGUGAAAUGUGCCUCUGUGAUCUACAUGGACACUGCAUCUACCUCACGUCGCUGCAUUCGCCUUCAAGAUACUCCAACAGGUUAAUACAACUGCAAACGUACCACGACAUACCCCUGAUGGCAUUAAUACAGUCCCUAAGAGUAAAUUCAAAACAAUGGUAAAACUGAUCAUUUGGGUUCACAUCCAGAAGUCUAUGACAUAAAUUCUUUGAAAUAUUUUUAUGCUUCUCAUUUAGAUAUUUGUAAGUUACUACAAGUAUAUCUUUCGCUCCUUAUUGUUUUUUAGUCUAACUGUAAAACAUAUUGUAUUUUAUCCAGUGCUAUACUGUAGCCUUAGCUGGUAUAUCGUCGUUUAAUGAACUUUUAAUAAUUCGUUUUACUUUAUACCGGUUCAGAAAUGUGUCCUUUUAAAGAAAGUACUUAUAACAUAUGAUAAUAUCUGUGUGAACUUGUGAGAUAGAACAUUGUUUAUUUUAGCCAGAUAUCAUGGAUAUUCAAAUUGCCAGAACGAUGUUUCAAAUGUAAACCGAUGUGUGUACAGUUGCACACACUAUUACCAAGAUGGGAAAUGUAGCGUCUUCAGAUCAAGCUCCUUUCAUAAUGAAUAUUUCAAAGAGUGAUAAUCCCAGAAUGUUACAUCAAAAGGAUAAUGUUGACCUGAAACAGAGUUUUCAGUGUUACUGAUUAUUUACGUUAUGAGAUGAAUUUUGCAAAAUCAGUUUGAUAUUAUUACUAUAAUUUUGGCUAAUUUGACCUGUCUAAAGUUUUGGUAAUAUAUAAAAUAUGUUUCAUCAAUAUCAGUAACUUCAUAGAUUAUUCACUAUUGACAGUUGGAACAAUGACCUCCUGUUUUGUAUAUCGUAUGAUCCAUAGUGACUGUAUUAUCCAGCUAUAAUUUAACUCCUUACUGCAUUACACACUGUUGCCUCUAACUCGAGUCUUCAAACUGCUCUACCCAUCGAAGUCUUUUACUCGGGUCUCCAUACAUACUGUAUUACGCACUGUUGCCUCUAACGCGAGUCUUUAACUGCUCUACCCAUCGAAGUCUUUUACUCGGGUCUCCAUAGUGUAUUACGCAAUAUUGCCUCCAACUGGAGUGUUUAUAUACUGCUUUACCCAUCGAAGUCUUUUACUCGGGUCUGUAUUACACUGCUGCCUCAAACUCGGGUCUUAUAGGGUCUCCUUCGUCACGAUAUGGCUGAGAUAUUGCCGAUGUGACGUUAAAUAUUAACUCAUUCAAUUAUAGGGUCUCCAAUAAGUUUUUGAUUCUCCAUACUGUAUUACACACUGUUGCUUCUAACAUGGGUUAUUAUACUGCCUUACCCAUCGAAGUUCCCUUGUUAGGUCUCUACGCACAAUUACCAGGUCUCCAUCCUGUUUUACGCACUAUUACCAGGUCUCCAUCCUGUUUUACGCACUAUUACGGGUCUCGAUCCUGUUUUACGCACUAUUACCGGGUCUCCAUCCUGUUUUACGCACUAUUACCAGGUCUCCAUCCUGUUUUACGCACUAUUACCAGGUCUCCAUCCUGUUUUACGCACUAUUACCAGGUCGCCAUCCUGUUUUACGCACUAUUACCAGGUCUCCAUCCUGUUUUACGCACUAUUGCCGGGUCUCCAUCCUGUUUUAGGCACUAUGACCAGGUCUCCAUCCUGUUUUACGCACUAUUACCGGGUCUCAUCCUGUUUUACGCACUAUUACCAGGUCUCCAUCCUGUUUUAGGCACUAUUACCGGGUCUCCAUCCUGUUUUAGGCACUAUUACCAGGUCUCCAUCCUAUUUUAGGCACUAUUACCAGGUCUCCAUCCUGUUUUAGGCACUAUUACCAGGUCUCCAUCCUGUUUUAGGCACUAUUACCAGGUCUCCAUCCUGUUUUACGCACUAUUACCAGGUCUCCAUCCUGUUUUACGCACUAUUACCAGGUAUCCAUACUACAAUGACCAACAAAGUCUUUUACUGAUGUCAAUUCAGUCUAUCACUCAUUAUGGCUCUUAUCAGAUCAUCAGAGGCAUUAUAUAAAACCAACUCUCUUUUCUUGGUAUUUGCUUUAUUAUAUCAUUUGAUUAAGUAAGAAAUAUAGCCACAGAAAAGUCUAUUUCAUGACUAAUUGGUAAGCAUAACGUUUUUCGUCCCUGACAGUGAAAAUGUAAACUAAUGAUAACUAACAUUGCUACCAUAGGCAGUAUUUCUGUUACACCCGAUCGAAUUCAGGGAUUAUAACGACAGUAAACAUGGCAUAUUUCAGUAAUAUCGAAUUCAUGAAAGCAUACCAUUUUUCAUUCAAAAUAUGUUUUGACGACAGUAAACAUGGUAAAUAUGUACAGGUAACCGAUGAAAGAAAUACCCAGUUGUCUGUUGUUUAUAUUUACAUGCCAUAGAUAUUGUCUACAUACUUAU
Molecule: messenger RNA, 3696 nt
Organism: Haliotis rubra (blacklip abalone)
Lineage: Eukaryota; Metazoa; Mollusca; Gastropoda; Lepetellida; Haliotidae
Product: fibropellin-1-like
Exons: 12
Coding region: 9-1385 (458 amino acids)
Biological process (GO): Notch signaling pathway
Molecular function (GO): Notch binding; calcium ion binding
Source: RefSeq, a predicted model, not a curated record